This is a messenger RNA of Helianthus annuus (common sunflower), 2952 nucleotides long. RefSeq lists its product as uncharacterized. The transcript is spliced from 8 exons. Gene Ontology annotation, molecular function: DNA helicase activity. Lineage: Eukaryota; Viridiplantae; Streptophyta; Magnoliopsida; Asterales; Asteraceae. The record is from RefSeq and is a predicted model, not a curated record. Gene Ontology annotation, biological process: telomere maintenance; DNA repair. The coding region runs from base 1 to 2952 and encodes 983 amino acids.
AUGAAGGAAAUUGAAUCGAAACGAGACAAAAUUGAUAAAACAGAGAAAUCGAUGGGCGCCAAUGAAGAAACACUAGUUUAUGUAGAUGAUAUUGUCAUAACUGGAAAUAAUAAUACUGAGAUUGAUAAAGUAAAAACCAUGCUUAGUGAUACGUUUCAUAUUAAAGAUCUAGGUGUACUUAAGUAUUUUUUGGGAAUAGAAGUGUUGUAUAAUAAAACUGAUUAUAUUAAUCAUGGUGAUGCCAUCUUUGUGUGUUCUAAAUGUGAUGCAAUGUUAUGGGAAGAUGAAAUGCUUAGGGGAACUCAAAAACGUAAGAAAACAUCCUAUUCUCUUUGUUGUUCAAAUGGAGAUGUUGAGCUACCACCACCGCCUACACCUCCUCCAUUACUACGUCAUUUAUAUAAAAGUCAUACCUCACAGUCUCGCAAUUUCAUGGAUAAUAUUCGAGCAUAUAACAUGAUGUUUUCCUUCACAUCUCUUGGUGGGAACGUUAACAAAAGUUAUCAGAGAGGUAAAGGUCCUUAUGUAUUUAGACUACAAGGUCAGAAUUAUCAUCGAAUGGGUAGUCUACUUCCGAACGAUGGGGAAGAACCUAAAUUCUCACAGCUUUACAUAUAUGAUUCACAAAACCAAGUGGUAAAUCGUCAAAAAGCAGUAAGUUCUCAGAUAGAAUCCAAAACUACAAGAAACAAUCAGCUUGAUAGUACAACCAUCAAGGGUCUUAAAGAUAUGUUGGAUUCUUGCAAUCCUCUUGUCCAGUCCUUCAGAAUGAGUUCACAAUUUGCAACAGCAUCAGAAAUUGUUGCAUUAAUAACUGGUGAUUUUGAUGGAGCAUUUGAUAAACGGGACAUUGUUGUUAGAAAGAAGUCUGGUGGUCUUCAAAGAAUUAGUGAGCUUCAUCCCUCUUACCUUGCUUUACAAUAUCCACUUAUUUUCCCAUAUGCAGAAGAUGGUUAUAGAGUUGGUAUUAAACAUAGAGGGAUUGUGAUUGAUAAUGAGCAGUUUAUGGUUGAUGGAUACACGAUGAAAGAAUCUGCCAGGUUGAAUUAUAUAAGGACACAACAACCUAAACUUAGAACGCAAAGUCUUAAGAACUUCAAUGAUACUGUUGAAAGUGGAGAGAAUAAUGCCUCAAGUUGGGGUAAACCUAUACUUUUACCUUCAUCAUUUACUGGUGGUUCUAGAUAUAUGAUGCAAAAGUACUUGGAUGCUAUGGCAAUUUACAAGUCUGUUGGAUAUCCCGAUUUAUUCAUAACGGUGACUUGUAAUCCAAACUGGCCUGAGAUUUACAGGUGUUUGCACGAUAAAGCUCUUAAUGCUGAAGACAAACCGGAUAUUAUCUCUAGAUUAUUCAAGUGUAAAUUGGAUCAUCUUAUAAAAGAUUUUAAGAAAGAUAAAUUCUUUGGUGAUAUACAAGCAGUUAUGUAUACAGUGGAAUUUCAGAAGCGUGGACUCCCACAUGCUCACAUAUGUUUGUUCUUGGGUGCUGAAAGCAAAUUUCCAACUACAUUUGAUAUUGAUCGUGUUAUUAGUGCUGAGAUACUAGAUAAAGAAAGAGAUCCUGAAUUAUAUGAGCUUAUCAAGCAAUUUAUGAUUCAUGGACCAUGUGGUACAGACAACCCACUUUGUCCAUGUAUGGUUCAACAAAAAUGUUCUAAAAAGUUUCCCAAAAAAUAUGUAGAUGAGACUUGUGUUGAUUCUGAAGGAAAUCCGGUCUAUUGUCGUCGUCAAACAAGUAAUACAGUAGUAAAGAAUGGUGUGACACUUGAUAAUAGAUUUGUAGUUCCUUACAAUGCUCUCCUGCUUAGAAAGUAUCAGUGCCACGUUAAUGUUGAAUGGUGCAACCAGUCAGGUUCUAUCAAAUAUUUGUUUAAAUAUAUUAAUAAGGGGCCUGAUAGAGUCACUGCUUCUGUUUUUCAAGCCAAUAGCACCAAGAAUGAUACGAAACAGAAUGUAGCUGUAGAUGAGAUAAAAGCAUACGUUGAUUGUAGAUAUAUCUCUGCUUGUGAAGCUGCUUGGAGAAUAUUCAUGUAUGAUAUUCAUUAUAGAUCUCCAGCUGUUGAAGUAUUACCAUUUCAUUGUGAAGAUGGUCAGAGUAUUGUGUAUAACGAUCAUGAUAAUUUGUGUGAUAUUGUUACUGAUCCAACUGUGAAAAUGACAAUGUUCACAGAGUGGAUGAAUUGUAAUAAAGUCGAUGAAUUUUCCAGGACAUUGAGGUAUGUUCAGUCUCCGGGAUAUUAUGUAUGGAAUGCUAAAAAUUGCAAAUGGAAUCGAAGAAAGCAUCCGUAUGGAUCAAUUGGGAGGAUACACUAUGUCCCACCAUCACUUGGUGAUUGUUAUUACCUAAGGAUUUUACUGAAUCAUAUUAAGGGACCAACCUGUUUUGAACAUAUAAAAACAGUUGAUGGGCAAGUUUUUCAAACAUUUAAAGAUACAUGUUUUGCACGGGGACUGUUGGAUGAUGAUAAAGAAUAUGUUAAUGCUGUCAAAGAAGCUAGCACAUGGUCAACCGGAGAUUUCUUGAGGACUUUUUUUUAUUUGGAUCUUCAACAAGAAGAACUUGAAAAUAUCUGUCUAUCUGAAAUUGAAAAGUUGCUACUUACCAAUGGAAGUACAAUGAGAAAUUUUGAUGAUAUGCCAAGUGUUCCGGACAAUUAUGUUUCAUCGUCAAACAAUCGAUUGAUAAUGAAAGAAUUAUCGUAUGACAGACUAGCUCUUCAAAGGGAACAUGAUGGUUAUGUAAAGUGUUUAACUGCCGAACAGGAAAGGAUAUAUAAAAUUGUUAUGGAAGCGAUUGAAAAAGGUGAUGGAGGUGUGUUUUUUGUAUAUGGUUAUGGUGGAACUGGAAAGACGUUUCUUUGGAAGACAUUCUUAGCUGCAUUACAAUCAAAAGUUGAAAUUGUAUUGAAUGUUGCAUCCAGUGGAAUUGCUUCACUUGUUGGAUGGUGGUAG